AUGGCAGGCUAUAUUAAGCGGGUGGUGGUGGAGCAGGGAGGAGAAGGAGGUGUUGUUGUUGGUGGUUCUGGCCACAAUGGAGGCUUUGAUGUUGGAGGAGGUGUAGGCUUUGGUGUCGGUGGUGGUGUUGGAGGAGGAGGUGAUGGUGUUGGGGGUGGAAGUGGAAGUGGAGUUGAGGGUGGAUUAUGUGGAGCUGAUGGAGGCAUAGGUAGCGAAGAAGUAGUUGGAGGCGAGGGUGGAGGAGGAAUAGGUGGGGGUUCAAGUCAUGGUGGUGGGUUUGGAGUUGGUGGAGAUGUAGGAGAAGGUGCAGGUAUAGGUGGUGGUGUUGGAGGAGUAGCAGCAUGUGGUAUUGGAAAAAGGCAUGAAGCUGGUGGUGGUGGUGGAGGUGGAAUUGGGAUAGACAUUAGAGUGAUUUACCAUUCUAUCCUUUUUCAAUUAAAGUUAACCGAUGGAUCUUAA
Messenger RNA from Pistacia vera, 459 nucleotides. RefSeq names its product glycine-rich cell wall structural protein 1-like. The transcript has 3 exons. The record is from RefSeq and is a predicted model, not a curated record. The coding region runs from base 1 to 459 and encodes 152 amino acids. NCBI's taxonomy places the organism in Eukaryota, Viridiplantae, Streptophyta, Magnoliopsida, Sapindales, Anacardiaceae.